GCGCCCCCUGUGUGGCCCCGCGAUGGCUGCUGGGAGUUGUUGUGCCAGCCGCCGCCAUUACGGUUACUGGCCUGUGCCUGGGAGUGAGCAGGAGCCAGCCAGGAGAAUUUGAAGCACGGCCGGGAACGUGGCGUCGGUAGCCGGGAAACUACUCCGAACGUGAGCCGAGGACCGAAGGCCCCAUCCUCCCGCUCCCAGGCCGUAGCUAUGUCCCUGGUGGCCUAUGCCAGCAGCGGGGAGAGCGACUCGGACUCGGAGAUGGCCACGGAGUCGCAGCAGAAGUCUGCGGGGGAUCUCUACUCAAACCCGCCACCUUCACGGCCAGACCUGCCGCCGCCACCUGCAGCCCAGGCCGAAGCCGCGGCCUAUCCUGGCCAGUACGCCCGCCAGAGCCCCGGGGAGCAAGAGCCGCCCAACACGGGCUACUAUGGCCCCCCGGGGGUGUACGGGCUUGGCUACCCCCUAGGAUAUGGGCCCCCGCUGCCAAACUACGGGCCCUCAUCCUACGGGGCACCCAGCUAUCCUGCCAACACGGCCCCACCGGGGUAUGGAGGCUAUGGCCACAACAACCAGGGCCACGGGGCUUCCAGCUACUCCAACCUAGCAUACAGCCCCCAGGGGCCCAACCAGAGCAACUUCCCUCCUCCUGGCCUCAAUAUGCCACCCCAACAGCGGGGCCAUGGCAUGAACCUUCCGCCGCCACAUGGUGGGCCUGGCAUGAACUUGCCUCCUCCUCAGGGUGUCCCAAGCAUGAAUCACCCGCCCCCGCAAGGUAGCGCCAACAUGAAUCACCCAUCCCUACAAGGUGGCCCCAAUAUGAAUCAGCCUCCCCCUCAGGGUGGCCCAGGUAUGAAUCACCCGUCCCUGCAAGGUGGACCCAAUAUGAAUCAGCCUCCCCCUCAGGGUGGCCCAGGUAUGAGUCACCCGUCCCUGCAAGGUGGCCCCAAUAUGAAUCAGCCUCCCCCUCAGGGUGGCCCAGGCAUGAAUCACCCGUCUCUGCAAGGUGGCCCCAAUAUGAAUCAGCCACACCCCCAGGGUGGCCAAGGUAUGAAUCACCCACCCCCGCAAGGUGGCCCCAACAUGAAUCACCCGACUCUGCAAGGUGGCCCCAAUAUGAAUCAGCCACACCCCCAGGGUGGCCAAGGUAUGAAUCACUCACUCCCGCAAGGUGGCCCCAACAUGAAUCACCCGACUCUGCAAGGUGGCCCCAAUAUGAAUCAGCCACACCCCCAGGGUGGCCAAGGUAUGAAUCACCCACUCCCGCAAGGUGGCCCCAACAUGAAUCACCCGACUCUGCAAGGUGGCCCCAAUAUGAAUCAGCCACACCCUCAGGGUGGCCAAGGUAUGAAUCACCCACCCCCUCAAGGUGGCCCCAACAUGAAUCACCCGCCCCUUCAGGGUGGCCCAGGCAUGAAUCACCCACCCCCGCAAGGUGGCCCCAAUAUGAAUCAGCCACCCCCUCAGGGUGGCCCAGGCAUGAAUCACCCGUCUCCACAAGGUGGCUCUGGCAUGAAUCACCCGCCCCAUCAGGGUGGGCCAGGCAUGACUCACCCGAUGCCUCAAGGUGGCCCAGGUAUGAAUCACCAAUCCCCUCAUGGUGGCCCAGGUAUAAAUCACCCACCUCCUCAAGGUGGCCCAGGUAUGAAUCACCCACCUCAUCAAAGUGGCCCAAAUAUGAAUCUUCCUCCCCCUCCAGGUAGCCCAAACAUGAAUCUUCCUCCCCCUCUAGGUAGCCCAAACAUGAAUCUUCCUCCACCUUCAGGUAGCCCGAACAUGAAUCUUCCUCCCCCUCAAGCUGGCCUAAACAUGAGUCUUCCUCCCCCUCAAGGUGGCUCAAACAUGAAACAUCCUCACCCUCAAGGUGGCGCAGGCAUGGGCCGUCUUUCCUCAAAUGGUAGCCAAGGAAUGAAUUUGCCUCCACCUCAAAGUGGACCAGGAAUGAACUUGCCUCCCCCUCAGAGUCCUGCAAGAAUGAGUUUACCUCCCCCUCAGAGUGGGCCAGGAAUGAACUUACCACAUCUUCCAGGUGGUUUAGGACUACACAUGCCCCCUCCCCAAAGUACACAUGGCUUGAAUCUGCCACCUCCACAAGGCAACCAUGUCUUAAAUUUGCCUCCACCACAGAACAGCACUGGUUUAAACUUACCCUCCCCUCAGUCUAGUCCUGGGCUUAAUAUUCCUCCCCCAAUGGGUGGCCAUGCAUUGAAUCUUCCACCGCCACAAGUCAGCCCAGGGCUUAGCCUACCGCCGCCAAUGAGUGGUCAAGGACUUAACAUUCCCCCUCCACAACUGAGUCCGUCAUCCUCGGUUGGUGUGGAACCACGGAUGCCUUUACCUUUGCCUAAAGUUUCUGGCCACAGCAUAAACCUUGCACCUCUAGAUAAUGAUAGUUUGGGAAAUUCCAGACCGAAGAAGAGAUCUGAACCUGUAAAGAUUAGUAUUCCUGAGCUGCACACUGGAGGGUCUGAUUCUGAGGAAGAUGAACCAACCAGGAAAAAAAGUGCCACUCAGGUCUCCAAGGAAGGGUUCGGAUUGUCGUCCUUACUCCCUCAACCGAAAAAUGCCCUCGGCGGAGAUUCCAAACGUACACUCCUUCCCUACAGCUUCACAAAGAAGUCUUCUGACGCUCCUAGCGAGCCGAAGCCUCCUAAGAAGGCCACAGUGUCCAAACCCAAGCUCACCCCCAAUCCCGAAGUAUCGCACACACCAUCUCCGUCUGCCAUCAAAGCUGCAGCGAAAAAUGCUGCUCUGCAGGUCACCAAGCAGAUCACACAGGAAGAGGACGAGGAAAGCGACGAGGAGUUCCAGCAGGGCAACUUUUUCUCAUUGUCCGAGAGCAGGGACGUUCCUGGCGCCACCGCUGUCACUGCCACCACAGAAAGUUUUACUUACCCACUGGUCCCCAUGGUCAACGAUGAUGGACCUCCGGGAGUCGAUGUCGUUGAGCUGCAGAAUGAGGCCGCAAAUGCCCCGUUAGAGUUUAAAACUGCAACCGGUCCAAGCACCAACCAGCAGUGGUCGGGAUCAUCUAAAGAAGAGUACAGCAGCCAGCCGUACGGCCAGUAUCCAGAGUACACCGCCCCUAGUGGAGCUUCAUACUAUCAGCAGGAUUAUUACAGUAGCGGUUAUUACCCAGAAUCGGAGCAGGCACCUACCGCCCUGCGAGACCUCUCUGCCAGCGACUCCUUCAUGGAUGACGAAGCGUUUAAACGCUUGCAGGGGAAGCGCAACCGAGGGAGGGAAGAAAUUAACUUUGUGGAGAUUAAAGGUGACGACCAGCUGAGUGGUAACCAGCAGUGGCUGACCAAGGCUCUGACGGAAGAAAAGAACAUGAAGUCUUUCAGUAAGAAAAAAGGAGAACAGCCGACGGGACAGCAACGGCGAAAGCAUCAAAUUACCUAUCUGAUCCACCAGGCUAAAGAGCGGGAACUGGAGCUGAAGAACGCCUGGUCAGACAACAAGAUGAGCCGUCGUCAAACACAGGCUAAAUACGGGUUUUGAUCUCUUUUUCCCAGCGGGGGGAGAUGUAGUCAAACAUUGCGAGUCUGCUGCAGUUGGGAAUUCCAUCUUAAUAUUGCCAAGCGGUCGGGGAAAGGCGGACAGCUGGACUGGUCAUUGCUGCCUUGUGUUAUUUAAGGACUUCUAACUACAGAACAGUUCUGUCCUGUAUUAAUGUGAUUACCCUGGACUCUGUCUAUGCCAGAAUUGCUGUUGGAUUUUUUUUUGGAGGGUAGGUUUUUUUUUUUUUGUAAGACUGGUAAUGAAAGGAUGUACUGAUAAAAUGUGUGACCAAGAUGGAGCAGUCUGGACAUUUAAAGACUGUUACAAAAGCAGCGCUAUCGUUCAUCUGCUUACCCGUUGCGUGGAUUUAAUGCCUGCCACUUUCAUCCUUUUCACCUUUUUAAAUCAGAGUGGACCUAGCAGCAGUGCACACCGCUAGUCCCUAGAGCUUAGUUCUGCCGUCGCAAUGGCUCCUCCACUGUGUGUAGGUGAUCGAUGCACUAUAAAGAUACGUAGCCAGUUAUAGACCAUGUAACAGCCACCCUGCAAUGGCAUAAAUGUCUGCUCCCCAGCCACAGCCACCGUUUGGUUCUCUAAGCUUUGGCAUAGGUGGAUUCUUGAAGAUUCCUCAAGCCUUUACCCCUGCUGUCCGCAGCUUCAUUGGUCACUGGCAAAUGUUCAAAGAAGGCUGUGCUUUUGUAGGCGCUGAAGAAGGUCCUUAAAUUAAAAAAAAAAUGACAUUUUGUAAGAGGAACGUUAAACUAGGUUUAAGGUCCAUUUUACAGAUAUACUUUAAUAAAACAUUUUUUUUGUUUUUGUAGUAUCCUCUCCUCUGUAAUAAGCAGUGAGGGACAGUUCUGUGACACUUUCUAAGGCUGCGUGCAACCUACUGUUUGACGAAUGUCUAAUGUAAAAUAGAGCAAGUGAAUCAUAUCUCUGGACCGGAGGAUUUUCGAUCGGUGACCUCAACUACGGGGUCUUUGGCUACCCCCACAUCCUGGGGAGGGUUACCGCUAUCUGUGCACAGUGACUAUGAUUUUUCCAAAAAGCCUGUAUAUCCAAUGCAAGAUGGCGGCACGGGCAAGCAUGGGGUUUAUAGAGAUGCCACAUCUGGUCGGCACACGACGCGGCUGAAUGAUGAAGUGGGUUGGUUGAUCGCCCCCGUGAAGUCUCGAAGGAGCUUAAAGAACGUGCAGCUGUGAUCAUUUAUGUUUUGUGAUCUCUUGUACAUAAUGUAAACUGUAUAUAUAUAUUUUUUUGAGUUGAAA
Messenger RNA from Pseudophryne corroboree (corroboree frog), 4769 nucleotides. RefSeq names its product proline rich mitotic checkpoint control factor (gene PRCC). Gene Ontology annotation, cellular component: nucleus. NCBI's taxonomy places the organism in Eukaryota, Metazoa, Chordata, Amphibia, Anura, Myobatrachidae. The record is from RefSeq and is a predicted model, not a curated record. The transcript is spliced from 7 exons. Bases 208 to 3501 code for a protein of 1097 amino acids.